Cololabis saira (Pacific saury) is the source of this 1713-nucleotide messenger RNA. RefSeq names its product 4-hydroxyphenylpyruvate dioxygenase a (gene hpda). Gene Ontology annotation, cellular component: endoplasmic reticulum membrane; Golgi membrane. Gene Ontology annotation, molecular function: 4-hydroxyphenylpyruvate dioxygenase activity. Bases 68 to 1255 code for a protein of 395 amino acids. Gene Ontology annotation, biological process: L-tyrosine catabolic process. The transcript is spliced from 14 exons. NCBI's taxonomy places the organism in Eukaryota, Metazoa, Chordata, Actinopteri, Beloniformes, Belonidae. The record is from RefSeq and is a predicted model, not a curated record.
UGAAUGCAGUCAGGCCGAGCUCAGAUUUUUGACUUCCCUUUUGACUGAAUCCGACUCGGCUGCAGUCAUGACAAGCUACACGGAUAAAGGGGAGAAGCCCGCAAGGGGAAAGUUUGUCAGGUUUCAUCAUAUCACCUUCUGGGUUGGCAAUGCUAAACAGGCAGCGGGAUACUACUGUGAUAAGAUGGGCUUCGAGCCUCUGGCCUACAAGGGUUUGGAGACAGGCAGCCGGGAGGUAGUGUCUCAUGUCAUCAGACAGGAUAAGGUCAUGUUUGUGUUCGAAUCUCCACUGAAUCCUGGAAACAGAGAAAUGGGGGAACACUUGAUUAAACAUGGAGACGGGGUCAAAGACGUUGCUUUCCAAGUUGAGGACUGUGACUUCUUAGUCAAGACUGCUAGGGAGCGAGGCGCUGUGAUCGUCAAGCAGCCCUGGGUGGAGCAGGACAGCCAUGGGAGGGUCAAGUAUGCUGUGGUUCAGACGUAUGGAGACACAACCCACACGUUUGUGGAGUACCUCGGACCCUACAAAGGCCUUUUCCUGCCAAACUACAAAGAGCCUCUGUAUAGGGAUCCUCUGUUAGCCAAACUCCCACCAGCAGGUUUGAACUUCAUUGAUCACAUUGUUGGAAACCAGCCAGACGAUCGAAUGGUGCCAGUUUCAGACUGGUAUCAGAAGUGUCUGUUGUUCCACCGGUUCUGGUCGAUCGAUGACAAGCAGAUCCACACACAAUACAGCGCACUGAGAUCUAUUGUGAUGACAAACUAUGAAGAAACCAUUAAGAUGCCAAUCAAUGAACCUGCCACGGGGAAGAAGUUGUCACAAAUUCAGGAAUAUGUGGACUACAAUGGGGGACCAGGCGUUCAGCACAUUGCUCUCAACACGUCAAACAUUAUUCAGGCCAUUGUGAACCUUCGUGAACGAGGGAUGGAGUUCCUCGCAGCACCUGACAUGUACUACAAGACACUGAGGGAGAAACUCAGAAACGCCAAAAUCAAGGUGAAGGAGGACCUGGACCGCUUACAGGAACUGAAAAUCUUAGUGGAUUUUGAUGACAACGGUUACCUUCUUCAAAUCUUCACAAAACCCGUGCAGGACAGGCCGACACUUUUCUUGGAGGUCAUACAGAGGAACAACCACUUUGGCUUUGGGGCAGGAAACUUCAAGUCUCUCUUUGAGGCUAUUGAGAAGGACCAGGACGCCAGGGGUAACCUCACUGUGCUAACACCUGAAGGGCAGGGCAAAGCCUUUUACUGAUUCCCGACUGCUGCCGUCAAACCACACUGACUCUUAUACUGCAGGCUACAUGGCUGUGGAUGACAUCCCAUAGAGAUGAUCACUGAUGCACACGCAAUUGCAAUAUAUACGAAACCUGUAUAAGUGUUGAAAAUGUUAACGUGAAAAGCUGCAGCCAUCAUUGGACAUGCUUUAAGGUGUCAAUAAAUUGUUGUAUUUGGCUAAAUAAAAUAACUUCUGUUCAUGUAAUCCAGCAUGUAAGUUUGAGAAAAGGAGAUUCAAGUAUUAAAAGUGAAGUUUACCCUCAUUAUGUUCUUGCCGAAUUGAGAUUUGAAAAUUGAUGUCUUUAUAAAGCUGUCACUGAGAUGAAGCUAGUAGAAGUUUGGCUUAACAUGUCUUUACUGAAAUAAACAUCAUUUAAAGUCAUAUUUUAACUUGGAUUGUAAUUUACUGUGAAAUUAAACUCAUUGCAUCAACAA